AUGAACAAACCAUCUUCACACUAUUUGGUAGUCAUAGAGAUGGUCUUAAUGUUGACAAUGAUCUCCAUGUCUCAAGCUACGAGCAACGUCCACCCUCUGAUUCUGGUUCCAGGAAACGGCGGUAACCAGCUAGAGGCAAGACUGGACCGAGACUACAAGCCAGAUAGCGUCUGGUGUAGCAGCUGGUUAUACCCGAUCCGCAAGAAGAGUGGUGGAUGGUUCAGGCUAUGGUUCGAUCCAACAGUGCUCUUGUCUCCCUUCACUAAGUGCUUCAACGAACGGAUGAUGUUGUGCUAUGACGCCGAUUUGGAUGAUUAUCAAAAUGCCCCUGGUGUCCAGACCCGGGUUUCUCAUUUCGGUUCUACCAAAUCCCUUCUCUACCUCGACCCUAGUCUCCGGUAUAGUCUAUAUUCUUCCAACAUUAUUUGUUACUAG
Thlaspi arvense is the source of this 435-nucleotide messenger RNA. Lineage: Eukaryota; Viridiplantae; Streptophyta; Magnoliopsida; Brassicales; Brassicaceae. The record is from the annotation of a GenBank genome assembly.